Molecule: messenger RNA, 3834 nt
Organism: Acanthoscelides obtectus
Lineage: Eukaryota; Metazoa; Arthropoda; Insecta; Coleoptera; Chrysomelidae
Source: the annotation of a GenBank genome assembly
GUUGUCAGCUGGUGAUUCAUUUGUCAUUUCCACUAGUGAUUUUUGUUUGUUUAUUUUAGCUAAAAAGCGAUUUUAUAAUGGGGAUGAAAACAAAAACUGGAAUUUGUGCUAUAACCCUAACGACUGUAGCCUCCCUAUUUGUGUUAAUUUCAUUUUGCACCUCAUAUUGGUUAGUAAACGAUGGGAAAGUGGAAGAUCCCAAAUUCAUACGACUAGGUUUAUGGGAAGUCUGUUUCCGUAAUUUUGAAGACUUCCGACACCAGUAUGACUACCGUUUCACUGGUUGCUGCAACACAGUUCUUCUACACACUUUGUAUGACAUUGGUGCUAGUUGCUGCUUUUCUCACAUGGCUAUAUUGUUUCUGCAGUAGGGACCAUGAUAAGUACUUGUUGCUGCUCCUGAGCAAUGGCGCCAAUCUUGUCAUUGGAGGAUUUUGUGGGCUCAUAGCAGUAUGCAUCUUUGGUGCAAAUGGUGACAACCGAGAUUGGAUGCCAUAUUGGCAACAUAAUGACUUGAGCUGGUCAUUUGGCUUUGCUUGUGUAGGUUCAUUGCUGCUUAUCCCAGCUGGAGUGCUCUUCCUUGUAGAAGCUAAAAGGGUUAAGUACAGGAGGCUAAGAGGUAGCAGCAGACCAACAUCUCAGUACAGCAUUGAACCUACUCAGUCUCAGGCUAAACCUAGUGCUCCCGCAUACCCUCACCAUACAGAUAUAUAGAAUGCCUCGCAUUAAUUUAGAUUUCUUAAGCAGAACCUGCUUUUUUCAAAGUAGCAUGAUUUUAUUCAGAAUAGUUGUCAUUAUUAGGUCUGUAAGAUACGUGAAAGGAAGUUUCUUCGAUGGCAUGUUCUAAAAAUGUUUCCGUUUUUGACGUCUUCUGGGAAAGAAUUAGUACCUUUUUUAACCACUGUGUACAUGCGCAAGUUACUAACAGGUCAUUCAUUCAAUUCAAGUAAAUAUUACGAUUUCGUCGUAACGCGUUUGUCAACGAUAAAAAUACGUAUCAUGCCGACCUUAAAUGUCUUGCAAAAAUAUAUGCACCAAUGUCGAAAAAAACUGCAUUUUCAGAUUAUACAAGAUGCCAAAUUUGACAACAAAUGUUAUUUAUAGCUUGCUACUUUGAAGAUUGAUCUGAAUUUUUUCUAGUAAGUAUUUCAAACACCGAAGUAUUAUCAUUUCAUAUUGGAUAUUGCAUUUAAAAAUAUGUUAUUAUACUUGAAUUAUAUAUGCGGAACAUGUGGACCUAGAUUGAAAGAACUGCUAUAGAAGAUUGAGGUAUGAUUUUAUGGUGCAUUAAACUUCAUUCUGCCUUGUACGUACAAAAUGAAAACAAUGGAGUCAGAUUUGUAUGUUCCAAAAUGUUGGUAUAUGGAUAUUGUUUUUACUCAAUUUACGAAAUGCUUUUUACUUAUUUUGAUAGUAACUGGUCCAAGUAGUUGAAAAGCUAUAAUUUAUGUAUAAAAUAUUUUUACAGAAUCUCAUAAAUUUUAUUGCAUAUAUCUUGUAUUUGUAAUUUAUUAUUUAAGCUUUAAAUUUUUUGUGGGAUCUGAUUUUAUAUCCUUGUAUUAUUGAAUGGUCGUUUGUCUUGACAUGCACAUAGAUUUAGUAGAGAAAAUGUAUUCACUAUAUCCGUCCACGUUGUUUUUAGAAUCUCCUUAAUUCAUAUGUACAAUGUCAACAAGAUAUGACAUUAUUUGCAGUAAAUAUGGUGCCCAUGAGAAAUUCUGGUCAGACGCCUAUUUAAUGUUGCAAGUAAUUAUGAUAUUUCAUGUGUAUUAUUAAAAACGAUGCAGAGUGAUCCAAACCAAAAGGUCAUGCAAAUAUCUCAAACAGGAAGCUGUAUGGAGCUAAUUAAAGUUAGGAAGAAAAAAUUAUCCUUAACAGCAACGAAGCUUAAGGUGGCACGUCAAUUUUUUUAGAUUUUUUUCAACUACCUGUUUGCAGCACUAUUCUAAAUCCUUAUUUAUUUGAUCAUUUCAUGGUGUGUAUAGAGAUGAGUAACAAACCAAUGUUACUUUUAAAAAAAUGCAUUUUUGUGCAUUUUUCUUCAGACGGAGCUUGUUAAAAAUUAUAAGUACAGUUAUGAAAUUAUGUGUGAAUAUUUCUCUUUUAUGGAAGAAGGAAACAAGUGAUUACUUUUGUCCUUAUCACUUUUCCUUUCCGAAAAUUCUAUGAUUUUCUUCAAGCCUCGACUCGUAGCAAGUUGGGUUUUCAAGAAAAAGUGAUAAGAAUAAAAGUAAUCACUUGUUUCAUUCAUCCAUAAAAGUGGAAUAUUCACAUACAGUUUCAGAGCUGUACUAAUAUUUGUUAACAAGUUACAAUCGAUGUAAAAAUGCAUUUUAUGACAAAAUUAAAUUACAAACGAUGUUUUUUAGUGAUCUCUAUACACAUAAUGAAGUAAUCAGAUGAAAAGGUUUUACAGUACUGUUGCAAACAGAUAGUUGAAAAAGCAGCGAAAAAAGGGACGUGCGACCUAAGGUCUUUUUUUUCUAAAGUGCAUGAUUGGCAAUAAGACUGUGAAAGUUCCUGCGCAUUCACGUGACAAAAGUAAUCAAAAAAACAGGAGUUGAACAUUUUUAACUCGAUAAUAAUUGAGCUGUAGACAUGUCAAAAAUAUUACUGUCACCUUACCUCUUAAAAUCCGCCAACAUAACUACAGACAGGAAUUGCAUGAGGGGGUCAAAUACAAAAUAUGUAUCAUAGAUCAAAAGUGAACAAUAGUCACACUAAUCAAACCAAAUGUUUAUUCCUUAUUACAAUCAGAACUGUAGCGGAUCAAGAUAGACUGCAAAUAUAUUAAAGUCCAUUUAUGCAGUGUUUUUCAAAAAAUACCCCUUACUUAUUUUUUGAAUGGGUCAAGUAAGCAAACCUAAAAUUCGGGAUAAUGAAAUUAAUGUAUGAAUAAUAAUAAAAAUAUAACAUAUUAGCGUCAAAGUAGCAGUUGAAAAUCUUGAGGAUGUGGCUGGGAGCCAUUUUUUUAAUGGAAUGGAAGUAGUAUAUUACUAAUUUUAAAGCUCCUUGCGGGUACUUUAUAACUCUAGAAUAUAAAAAUACUAUCUUUCAGAGUGGCUAUCUGACGGGCUGUCAAAUCUGAGCGUUUUUGUAUAUUGAGUGUCUUAUCACUUAACAACUAAUCAUCAAAAUGCCACCAAUCUUUUCCUUUUGGAAUUGUCUAUCUGAUUAAGUGAUAAAAUAUGGAACAUACCACUUUAAAAUCAACAAAAUCUAUAAUGUUUUUGAAGAAGAAAAAUAUUGUUAUGACAUAUACUAUUACGUUGAACAAUUAUUGUCGGGUAUGGUGCAAAAACGUUCAAUUUUAGCAGCCAGCGAGUCCGCCAUUUUGAAAGAUAGUUAUUUAAUAUUCCAGGAUGAAGUGUUCAUAAGGAGCUUUAAAAUAAGGCAUCACAUGAAACUCGUUCCAUUUAAAAAAGUGUUACAAAAUGACAGCUGCCAUCUUGUGAGUUUCAAUACUUAUUUUCAUGUUGAAAUAUAGUAUUCAUGCGAAAAUUUCGUCACCCCGAAUUUUAGCUUGCUAACUUGGCCGGUUCAAAUAAUAAGUAGGGAUAGAGGAAUUUUCUGUAAAGCACUGUAUAUUUUCAACUUUAAAUACUAUCAAAUACUGUAUUUUUAUAUUCGCAUUAUAAUAAGUUAUACAUUUAGCCGAGCUGCAUAAAGUGGCAUAUCUUGAAUUUGAUGAUGAGAUCAAAUCGAACAUUGUUAAAACUAAUACUUUAAUGUGUGUAUUGCAUUUAAAAUCCGUACAUACUUUUAGGUUAAAAUAUAGUACUUUGUUACGAUAUAUACAUAUAUUUUGUACAAAUAAAUUGUGUUUUCCAGAAA